Molecule: messenger RNA, 741 nt
Organism: Mesocestoides corti
Lineage: Eukaryota; Metazoa; Platyhelminthes; Cestoda; Cyclophyllidea; Mesocestoididae
Source: the annotation of a GenBank genome assembly
AUGUCGAGGAAUCCUUUUGGGGAUGAUUCUGGUACCUGGAAUGGUGGCUCUACAAGUACAAACCCAUUUGACACAAACUAUGCAGCCCCUGGCAGCAAUCUUUCCUAUGCAACACCCCAAUCGCGUGCCCUCGCCAGCCAACAGCGUGCGCUGGCGAGCAUGAGUCAAUCCGAGCAGGUUGGCAUCAGUACCUUAGAAGAGUUGGCAGAACAAGGCGAGAAAUUGGACCGUGCUGAAGACCGCUUGCGUCAAAUAAGCGAAUUACAGAAGGACAGUCAGCGUCAAAUCAACUCCCUUGGAAGUUGGUUCAAAGGUUUUUUCUCGAAAAAGCCGCCACAGCCUACCACCACAUCUUCAGCCCCCGCCUCGUCGAGCGACCGCAAUCGAGCCACCUCAGUGCCCACGUUCGCUGCUUCGAUUCCUGCAGACACCGGUGAACGUUACCUGACGUCCCCUUCCCAAGCCCAGAUUAAUCAUCUUUGGCUUAAAGUUUAUCGUCUUGUUUUCCUGCACCAGAAUUCAGAUUCCGGCAGUGCUCGAGCUCAAUUUGACCAGAACCUAGACCUUAUGUCGGCGAGAAUGGGUCGUCUGAAAAGCAUGGCGACCACAAUGAACGCGGAGUUGAAGGCGCAGAACGAGCAGUUGGAUCGUAUGGACCCUCUUCUCCUGCGUGUCAUCGACACUGCCACCACACAGAACCGGCAAAUGAACAAGCUCCUCGGUGUUAAGAAUCCUCGUUGA